Molecule: messenger RNA, 1569 nt
Organism: Naegleria lovaniensis
Lineage: Eukaryota; Heterolobosea; Eutetramitea; Acrasida; Naegleriidae
Exons: 1
Coding region: 1-1569 (522 amino acids)
Biological process (GO): proteoglycan biosynthetic process
Molecular function (GO): GDP phosphatase activity; UDP phosphatase activity; calcium ion binding
Source: RefSeq, a predicted model, not a curated record
AUGCAUAAGAGAACCUUCUCCCAAACCAAUCUCUUAUUUAACGAAGGCGAUUCUUCCCCAUUCAAUCAUCAUCACCUAAAUAAUAAUAAUACCAUCAACAAUAACAACAAUACUACGAGUGAUACUGGUAUCAACAACUCUUCUACAACUAGUAAUCAAUAUUCUUCCGCUUCUGGUAUCAACGGACAUAUAAACCGACCUACUUCACCUCCGUUUUUUGUAGCAUCAUCGGAUUCUAAUCAUCACCACACAAUUAUUCAACAAUUUUCAUCGGCUUCUUCUCUUUUCAAUACUCCACUUUCUCCAAGUCCCUUCUUUCAACCCAAAAACAUGUUAGAUAUUGAAAGUCAAGGAAACAAUUCUCCCAAUUCGUCGGCGAAUAGUAGGGGAAACAAUAGUCCAUACAUGACUCUGCUUCCACUUUUACAAACUCAACUGGUGAAAAACAAACGAAUUUUGUAUCCACUCUUCAUUGGUAUUGCAUUAAUUGCCAUCGGGUUGAGUGUUUUUAUGCUUGUGACCUCAGGGAAAAACUCAUCGGAAGUUCUUCCAAUACACAUCAACACACAUAUGGAUGCCUCCCUUCUUUUGAAAGGCAAGACCUUUUCGCAGCAAAGCUCUCGAACUGAAUUCCCGAUUCUUCUCGUGGCCGAUCGAGACAAGGCAAGCAAAGUAAAUGAUGAGAAAAAGGGAACUUGGUGGAAGAGCGUUCUUGUGAAAGGACUUUUGAAGAGGAAUGAGCAAACAGGAGAGUAUUCUCUUUCAGUGAAUGGCAAGCCAAUGGAAAUUGUUGGCCAGCUCGUGGAAGGCAGUAGAGGAAUGGAAUUGUCUGAAUUGAAAAUGUUUAAUGGAAAAUUAUAUUCAGCAGAUGACCGUACCGGAAUUGUUUAUCAAUUAAUGAUUACUAACAGUGGUAAUAAUGGUGAUGUUCAAGUGAAGGCCAUUCCUCGUCACAUUCUUCCCGAUGGAAAUGGAGAAACCACAAGCAAGGGCUUCAAAUGUGAAUGGGCCACUGUGAAGGAUUCCAAGUUAUACAUUGGAAGCAUUGGAAAAGAGUGGACAACAGGAGAUGGAGUCAUUCUUAAUCAUGAUCCAAUGUAUGUCAAAACUAUUGACGCUAAUGGAAAAGUGGAGCAUGUGGAUUGGAUUAAAAAUUAUAAGGCUCUUCUCAAAGCUGUGGGAAUUAAGGAUAAAGGAUACAUGGUACAUGAGGCUGCCGAAUGGAGUGACUUCCAUAAGAGAUGGUUUUUCCUUCCUCGACGAGUAUCUUUUGAAACUUAUGACGAAAAGAAGGACGAGCAACGUGGCUCAAAUUAUGUCAUUUCAGCCUCUGAAGAUUUUUCACAUAUUGAGUUUGCUCGUAUUGGUGAGAUUAUUUCUCCAGCUAGAGGUUUUUCCAGUGUCAAAUUUGUUCCAGGAAGACCUACUGAAAUUGUAGCUGUCAAAUCGGAGGAAACUGACGAAGCCAUCCGAAGUUACUUGAUGGUAUUUGACAUUACGACAGGAAAAGUUUUGAUGCCAGAAACUCUGAUUAUUGAUGAAAAGAUUGAAGGCAUGGAGAUUGCUUAA